AUGGUGAUGAUUUUGGAUAUGAAAAUCACCUCAUCUCACUUGCUCUCCGAUGCACUAGCACUAGCAUUUUCUCUUGUUUGUUGCUGCAGUUCUAUGGCCUCAACCAUGGACAGCAAUAGGCUGGAGCUCGGAGGAGGAAACGAAACGGAUAGGCUAGCAUUGCUUGCCAUUAAAGCUCAACUACACCAAGAUCCUAAUCAGCCGAUCCUGAGCUCAUGGAAUGAGUCCACUCAGUUUUGUUUGUGGUAUGGUGUCAUCUGCGGCCGGAGCCAGAAUCAGAGCAGGGUCACUACCCUGGACCUAAGUUCCCUGAAGUUAUCCGGCUCCAUAUCUCCUCACAUAGGAAACCUGAGCUUCCUAAGAGAGUUACACCUCUACAAUAAUAGCCUCACCAACAAAAUCCCUCCAGAAAUUGGGAACUUGCAGAGGCUGUGGAAAUUAGCUCUACAUAACAACUCACUCAGCGGUCCUAUUCCUCCCAAUAUCUCCAACUGCUUCAACCUCAGUUUUCUUGAUGUUGGUUUCAACAUGCUGGGAGGUAAGAUUCCCUCAGAACUUGGUUCCUUGUCUAAGCUCGAGUAUCUUAGGUUGGCAGUUAAUAAUCUAACAGGAGAGUUACCUUCUUCCUUGGGUAACAUCUCUAGUCUUGUGAGAAUUGUUGCUCAUAGGAACAAUUUGGUGGGAAGUAUUCCUAGUUCUUUAGGCCGAUUGAAAUUAUUAUCAUCUUUGAUAUUGGAAUCAAAUAUGUUGUCUGGUACCAUCCCUCCCUCUAUCUAUAACAUCUCUAGUCUCCAAACUUUUCUCCUAUCAACCAACCAAUUUCAAGGGAGCUUUCCCCCAUCCUUGUUCACAACCCUUUCGAAUAUCCAAGAAUUUAGGAUUAACGAAAAUCAGUUAACCGGAUCACUUCCUCUCUCGAUAAGCAAUGCCAGUAAUCUAGUGGACUUUGGAGUUGGAGAUAACAAGCUAAUAGGACGAGUGCCAAAUUUAGGAAAGCUUCAUAACCUAGUGUACUUUGUUAUGUCUUAUAAUCAUCUCGGAAGCGGUAGAGAUGGGGACUUGGAUUUUUUCACAGACUUGACCAAUGCUACACAGUUGGAGUGGUUGGCUAUAGAAGCAAACAAUUUCGGAGGGACAUUGCCAGCGUCAAUGUCCAAUCUCUCAACCAACCUUGCAAUAAUCUAUGUUCAAGAAAACCAAUUACAUGGGAGCAUCCCUGCAGGGAUAGGGAAUCUAGUCAACAUGCAAAUAUUGGGUUUUUAUGGAAAUAUGUUCACAGGUACCAUUCCCACUGACAUUGGGAAACUUUCAGAUCUUGGGAGAUUGGGUUUUCAUAACAAUAGGUUAUCAGGGAGCCUCCCAUCCUCUCUAGGAAACCUGACAUCUUUACUUGAACUCUAUUUGCAAGGAAAUCAAUUAAAUGGCACCAUCCCUACAAGCCUUGGGAAAUGCCGUUCUUUGCUGCUGCUGGAUCUUUCUAGCAAUAAUCUUAGCGGCGACAUACCUCCACAAGUUUUUGGCCUUCCUUCCUUAUCAUCUAAUAUGAACUUGUCCGGAAAUCAUCUCAGUGGUUCCCUUCCUUCGGAGGUAGGACAGCUGAAAACUCUAAGUGGGUUGGAUGUCUCUAACAAUAGAUUAUCAGGAAAACUUCCUAGUAGCCUUGGUAACUGUGAGAGUUUAGAAGUACUUCGUUUGCAAGGUAACUUCUUCAACGGCUCCAUUCCUUCGGGAAUGAACUCCUUGAGGGGGAUUCGAGAGUUAGACCUUUCGCACAACAAUCUCUCCGGUGAAGUUCCUGUAUUUUUGGCGGGGUUUGGUGGCUUGAAGCAACUUGACCUGUCUUUCAAUGACUUUUGGGGUGCAGUGCCACUGAAAGGUGUCUUUAACAAUGCAAGUGCCAUUUCAGUUGUCGGAAACACAAGACUCUGCGGAGGUAUUUCUCAUCUCCACCUUCCAAAGUGCAAGUCUAAAGAAUCCAUGUCUCAUAGCAAGAAACUAACAAUCUCAUUAGUAUUUGGUAUUCUUGGAAUAGCUAUGCUGUUGAUAUUUCUCUUUCUUUGUUUCUUGAAAAAGAGAAGCAAAGCAACUCCAACAAGCUCUUUGGAGAAAUCUGCGUUGGAAGUUUCGUAUAGUGCUCUCUUGAAUGCUACUGAUGGCUUCUCUGAAAAAAAUAUGAUUGGUGCGGGUAGUUUUGGGUCUGUAUACAGAGGAAUUCUUGGCGAAGAUUUAGCUCAGAUUGUUGCUGUGAAGGUGUUUGACAUGUUGCGCCGGGGUGCUUCCAAGAGUUUCCUAGCCGAAUGUGAGGCACUCAGAAAUAUCAGACAUCGCAAUCUAGUCCCGGUUAUAACUGCAUGUUCCAGUGUUGACUCUCAUGGUAAUGAUUUCAAGGCUUUGGUCUAUAAGUUCAUGGAGAAUGGGAGCUUAGAGGAGUGGUUGCAUCCAACUACUGGGACAAAAGACGUACCGAAGAAUUUAAGUCUUGUUCAAAGGUUAGACAUUGCCAUUGAUGUUGCCUGUGCAGUGGAUUAUCUUCAUAAUCAUUGUGAAACACCAAUAGUUCAUUGCGAUCUCAAGCCGAGCAAUGUUCUUUUGGACAAUGACAUGACUGGACAUGUUGGUGACUUUGGAUUAGCUAGAUUCCUCUCAAGACUAGCUGAUAACGUUUCGACAAAUCAGUCGAGUUCCAUUGGAAUAAGAGGGACUGUUGGUUAUGCUGCUCCAGAGUAUGGAAUGGGAAGUGAGGUGUCGACAUAUGGAGAUGUCUAUAGCUUCGGCAUUCUCUUGUUAGAGAUGUUUAUUGGGAAGAGACCCACUGACCACAUGUUCAUGGACGAUUUGAACCUUCACAAGUGUGUAAAGACGGCCUUGGGCGAUCGAGUUUCAGAGAUUGCAGACUCAUCACUUGUUCAAGAAGGCUAUCCGAGCCAGAGCACCAAUGAUGCUCUUGAAGAACGCUUGAGUUCAAUACUAGAAAUUGGAGUUGCAUGCUCUGUGGAAUCCCCAAUAGAACGAAAGAAUAUCGGUGAAGUUGUAUCUGAACUUAAAAUGAUUCGAGCCACUCUUGUUAGAUAG
Molecule: messenger RNA, 3072 nt
Organism: Fragaria vesca subsp. vesca
Lineage: Eukaryota; Viridiplantae; Streptophyta; Magnoliopsida; Rosales; Rosaceae
Product: probable LRR receptor-like serine/threonine-protein kinase At3g47570-like
Exons: 2
Coding region: 1-3072 (1023 amino acids)
Biological process (GO): protein phosphorylation
Cellular component (GO): plasma membrane
Molecular function (GO): protein binding; protein kinase activity; ATP binding
Source: RefSeq, a predicted model, not a curated record